GCCUCGAGGAUCAGGCUUCGAGGACUGCAGGCAUGAUAACCAGCAUCUCAGUGCUGCUGUCUCUCCUGGUGCUGGCGCUGGCAUGGUGGGGUUGGGGUGCGCACAGCACUGGAACUCGGGGGGCUCUACCCCCAGGGCCCACACCACUCCCAUUGUUGGGGAACUUGCUGCAGCUGGAAUCCAGACGCAUGGACCGUGUGCUCAUGGAGCUCUCCGGCCGCUGGGGCCCGGUGUUCACGGUGCGGCUGGGCCUGCGCCCUGCAGUGGUGCUGUGCGGCUACGCAGCGCUGCGGGACGCUUUAGUGCUACAGGCGGACACUUUCUCCGGACGCGGGGCCAUGGCAGCUUUCGAACGCUUCACUUCCGGAAACGGCAUAGUGUUUUCUAACGGACCUCGCUGGCUGAAGCUGCGCAAUUUUGCCCUUGGGGCCCUGAAAGCGUUCGGGCUGGGAACCCGGACCAUGGAGGAUCGGGUCCUGGAGGAAGCGGCUUGUCUGCUUGGCGAAUUCCAAGCCACCGCGGGAGCCCUGUUCGACCCCCGGAGGCUACUGGAUAAUGCUGUGUCAAAUGUUAUCUGUUCUGUGGUCUUUGGGAAGCGCUAUGGCUACGGGGACCCAGAAUUCCUGAGGCUCCUGGACCUUUUCAAUGACAACUUCCGCAUCAUGAGUUCCAGAUGGGGCGAGAUGUACAAUAUUUUCCCCUCCCUCCUGGACUGGCUACCCGGCCCGCACCACCGUAUUUUCCGAAACUUCGCGGAGCUGCGGGUCUUCAUUUCUGAGCAAAUCCAGCGGCACCGGCAGACGCGGCAGCCUGGGGAGCCUCGCGAUUUCAUCGAUUGCUUCUUAGACCAAAUGGAUAAGGAACAGCAGGACCCGAAGAGUCAUUUCCAGGAUGAGACGUUGGUAAUGACGACGCACAACCUUUUCUUCGGUGGCACUGAAACCACGAGUACCACCCUGCGCUACGGGCUCCUCAUUCUGCUUAAGUACCCAGAGGUGGCAGCCAAGGUGCAGGCAGAGCUGGACGCAGUGGUAGGUCGGACGCGCGCCCCACGCCUGGAAGACCGCGCGCGCCUGCCCUACACCAACGCCAUGCUGCACGAGAUCCAGCGCUUCAUCAGCGUGCUGCCGCUGGGGCUGCCGCGCGCCCUCACCCGCGACACCCACCUCUGCGGCCACUCUCUCCCCAAGGGCACUUUCGUGAUUCCUCUGCUUAUGUCUGCACACCGAGACCCCACCCAGUUCAAGGACCCGGACUGCUUCAACCCCGCGAACUUCCUGGACGACAAGGGCGAGUUCCAGAGCAACGAUGCCUUCAUGCCCUUUGGCCCAGGAAAGCGGAUGUGCCUGGGUGCGGGCCUGGCCCGCUCCGAGAUCUUCCUGUUCCUCACGGCCGUCCUGCAGAGGUUCUGCCUGCUCCCCGAGGGGAAUCCUGCUCGCAUCGACCUCACCCCGCACUGCACUGGCCUGGGCAACGUCCCCCCAGCCUUCCAGCUCCGCCUGGUGGCCCGCUAAGGUUCGGCGCUGGCUCCGCUGGCUCGGGGAGCUCACAGGCCCUCACUGCCUCACCCUCUUGAGAGCAAUAAAGGUCCUGAAUUG
Molecule: messenger RNA, 1598 nt
Organism: Tupaia belangeri chinensis (Chinese tree shrew)
Lineage: Eukaryota; Metazoa; Chordata; Mammalia; Scandentia; Tupaiidae
Product: cytochrome P450 2F3
Exons: 9
Coding region: 33-1514 (493 amino acids)
Biological process (GO): epoxygenase P450 pathway; xenobiotic metabolic process
Cellular component (GO): intracellular membrane-bounded organelle; cytoplasm
Molecular function (GO): heme binding; arachidonate epoxygenase activity; iron ion binding
Source: RefSeq, a predicted model, not a curated record